AUGGCAAGUUCUGACAAGCAAGAGAUUCAACAACUCAAGGAGAAACUAAAUAUUGAAUUUGAGAUGAAGGAUCUUCACAAUGCGAAGAUGAUACUUGGUAUAGAUAUCUUGAGAGACCGGAGGAAAGGUGAAUUAUUCUUAUCUCAGCAUGAUUAUUUGAAGAAAGUGGUGGAGCGGUUUAGAAUGACAGAUUCUAACGUAGUGAAUACACCACUUGGUCACCAUUCAAAGUUGUCAAUAAAACAAUGUCCUCAAUCCGAGAAUGAGAGAAAGAAGAUGGAGAGUACUCCCUAUGCAAGUGGGGUUGGAAGCAUCAUGUAUGACAUGGUUUGUAGUAGACCGGAUUUAUCCUAUGCAAUAAGUGUUGUAAGUCGGUUUAUGGCAAAUCCGCGCCAAGUUCAUUGGCAAGCUUUGAAGUGGGUUCUGAGGUAUUUGAAUGGUUCCUUGAAGGGUGGUCUGAAGUAUACAAGAACUGAUCCAGGAAGAGAUGCUUUUGAUGGAUAUAUGGAUGCAUAUUAUGCAGGUAAUAUAGACACUAGAAAAUCCUUGUCGGGUUUUGUGUUUACAUUGUUCGGUACAACGGUAACGUGGAAGGCCAAUCAACAAUCUGUUGUAGCCUUGUCAACAACUCAAGCAGAAUACAUAGCCCUUAUUGAAGAGGUCAAGGAAGCCAUAUGGCUGAAGGGUAUGAUUGGAGAAAUGGAUUAG
Messenger RNA from Trifolium pratense (red clover), 708 nucleotides. Its product is annotated as secreted RxLR effector protein 161-like. The transcript has a single exon. Lineage: Eukaryota; Viridiplantae; Streptophyta; Magnoliopsida; Fabales; Fabaceae. The record is from RefSeq and is a predicted model, not a curated record. The coding region runs from base 1 to 708 and encodes 235 amino acids.